AUAAAAAAGCCCAAACGAGACAGAGUGCACAACACGUUUUAGAAAUAGCAUCUCCCGUGUCGUGCUUUGGAAAUGGAUGUGUGUUAAAUUGGCAGAUAGUCAGCGAUUUUAGAAAAGGAAGUGGGUGUUCUGUUUUGUGGAUGAAAAUUGUCAAUGUUGCGCUGCCCGUCUCACUGAUCUUUAGCAGAUUGUAAUCCCAUCAGAUGGUCAGUCUCAGCCCCCCUCCCUGCAGUGAAGAAACCCUGUCUGCUUCCUACGAGAUUCAAUCUAGGAUAACUUUGAGUACAGUGGAAGGGGACUUUUUGUACAAAUAAAAAGGACUGCACUGUUAUUUUAUUAUUUUAUUAUACUUUUAAUCAUCUAGAUUUUCUGAUUUUCUUAUUUCCAGACUCGCAUUUAACAACUAUAGAGUUUGAAUUUAAUUUAGCCUUUAAAACAUGGAUUUGCUCAGGAAGGACUGGAGUUUGUUAAUUCUAAUUCUGAUUUCAUUCGUCGCACAGACUUUUUGCUUGCGGAGAACUACUGCAAGGAAACAAGACAGGCUGAGCCCUCCACUGGACAUACAGCUUGAGUCCCUGAACUGCACAGCCUUCAGUGCACGAUGGCGAAUGCCCAGGCGGCAUGUCAGUACCAUCACCGGAUACACGGUGUUUUACACAGAGAUGAAGAACAACAGGCCUGCGGGACCAGCAGUGUUGCAUAAUGUUCCUCUCAGUCUGGACAUGCUCAGUACUGGGCAGUUUGAUGGACAAGCAAGUUUUGAGGUUGUCCUUGGUAACUUAACGGCUGCGACUCAGUACCGUGUUAGCGUGGGAGCAUAUGGUUGGGCAGGAGAAGGAAGGCCGAGCAUGCCCAGAGAUGUAAACACAGAAUCGAAAGAUAAAUGCAUGCCGCCUUCACCAACAACUAAGCCAGAGGUCCUUGCUGUGUCAGAUACAGAGGUGGUGUUGUCAUGGAAACAGGGAGCUAGUCCAGGCAGUGCACCUAUUCUGUACUACUUGGUGGAAUACAUCAGACCAGAACUGGAAACAGAAUGGACAGCAAUCAAAGAGCAGAUCAAGACUGAGUCUAUGGUGAUUAAGGGGCUCAUCCCAGACACACAGUACCAGUUUGCUAUCCAAGCAGUUAACAUGCAUGGAGCCAGCUUGCACAGUGAACUCAACGACCCAGUCAAAACUCUCAGCACCGUUGAGACAAACAGUGGAAACAAUGGGAAACGAUACAUUGCAAACACUAAGAUCAGUGAUGAAGAUGGCUUUGAGAUUGAUGAUUCUGUCUAUGAUAUUUAUAUAGAAGAGCUAAAACCAUUUCCUGCUAUCAAGGGGGGAAACAAGAAAUUCCAAGUUCAGUCCAAGGUGAUGCCUGUCUCUCAGACAGAAAGGAGGAACUCUGCCAAAACAACGACCACUCCUGAACCCAUCACCACCACCACCAGCACCACCACCACCACCACCAGCACCACCACUCAGAGGAGCGGCACCUCGCCACGGCUCUACGAGCUCCCCUGCGAUGAGACCGUCUGCCCUCCUGACAGUUUCUGUGUCAACGACUACAACCGGGGAGGCUCCCGAUGUCACUGCAACCUGGGAAAGGGUGGAGACUCGUGCUCAGAAGAUAUUCCAAUCCAGUACCCAAACUUUUAUGGCUACUCCCACAUGACUUUUGAACCACUGAAAUAUUCCUAUCAGACAUUUCAAAUUACCAUUGAAUUCAAGGCUGAUUCUGAGGAUGGCUUGCUGCUGUACUGUGGGGAAAAUGACCAUGGCCGCGGGGACUUCAUUUCACUGGCUAUCAUCCGCCGCAGGCUGCAGUUCAGGUUUAACUGUGGAUCUGGCCCAGCUGUCAUUAUAAGUGAAAGCAGAAUCAAGCUGGGUAGCUGGCACAGCGCCACCAUUUAUAGAGACGGACUGAAUGGGUGGCUCCGCCUGGACAACGACACCCCUGUGACCGGAAAGUCUCAGGGCCAGUAUAGCAAAAUCACAUUCAGGACUCCAUUCUACGUGGGCGGGGCCCCCGGUGCGUACUGGCUGGCAAAGGCUGCUGGGGUGAACCAUGGGUUCCAGGGCUGUGUGCAGACGCUGAACAUCAACAGGAAAGCCAUUGACAUGAGGCCAUGGCCGGUUGGAAGAGCGCUGAGUGGAGCUGAUGUGGAUGAGUGCAGCAGUGGCGUGUGUGAUGAAAUCUCCUGCAUUAAUGGUGGAAUGUGCUUUGCAAACAGGGCCGAUUCUUACAUCUGUCUUUGUCCACUCGGAUACAGAGGACGACACUGUGAGGAAAGCUUCUGGGUGUCGCUUCCACGAUUCAAUGAGACUCUGAUGUCUUAUGCCAGCGUGCCUUGGCCCAUGGCACCCCAGCACUACCUUUCCUUCAUGGAGUUUGAGAUCACCUUUCAGCCAGCCUCAAAGGAUGGGGUUCUCCUGUACAGCUACGACACCACCAGUAAGGACUUCAUCUCCAUAAUCAUGGCAGAAGGCUUCGUGGAGUUUCGAUUUGACUGCGGCUCUGGGACUGCCGUCAUCAGGAGUGAGGAGCCUGUCAGCCUGAACAGGUGGCACGAGCUGCGAGUGUCACGCACAGCCAAGAACGGCAUUCUGCAGGUCGAUAACCAGAAUCCUGAAGAGGGAAUGGCAGAGGGUGCCUUCACUCAGAUCAAGUGUAACACCCAAAUCUACAUCGGUGGCUUUCCAGACUAUGAUAGUGUCAAGAGGAAUUCUGGAGUCCUGAAGCCUUUCACUGGAAGCAUUCAGAAGGUCAUCCUGAAUGACCGGACAAUCCAGUUAAACCAGGACUUUGCUUCAGGAGUCAAUGUGGACAAUGCUGCCCAUCCUUGUGUGGAUAACCCCUGUGCCAAUGGAGGCUCCUGCAAACCCAAGAGGGAUGGGUAUGAGUGUGAUUGCCCUUUGGGCUUCGACGGGGAGCACUGCCAGAAAGAAUGUGGAAGUUACUGCCGGAACAUAAUCAAUGAAGCCAUUGAAAUCCCCCAGUUCAUUGGCCGCAGUUACCUUACCUAUGACAGCAAAGACAUCCUGAAAAGGGUGUCAGGCUCGCGGUCAAAUCUGUUCAUGAGGUUUAAGACCACGGCGAAGGACGGCUUGUUACUGUGGCGAGGAGACAGCCCCAUGAGGCACAACAGCGACUACAUCUCCCUCGGACUCCAGGACGGAGCCCUCGUCUUCAGCUAUAAUCUGGGCAGUGGGGUUGCCACCAUCAUGGUGAAUGGGUCCUUCCAUGAUGGUAGAUGGCACCGGGUCAAGGCAGUCCGGGAUGGACAGUCUGGGAAGAUGACUGUGGAUGACUACGGCGCAAAAACGGGGAAAUCGCCGGGGAUGAUGCGGCAGCUUAACAUAAAUGGUGGUGACCUCUAUGUUGGAGGAAUGAAGGAGAUAGCGCUACACACAAACCGACAGUACAUGCGAGGCCUGGUGGGGUGCAUAUCCCACUUCACUCUGUCUACGGAUUACCACAUAUCCCUGGUGGAGGAUGCCGUAGACGGGAAAAACAUAAAUACUUGUGGGAACAAGUAGCAGCUAUCCCUGGUUGCUUUGGGACUCUUACUUGUGGGACCAAAAACAUGAGGACCCAGUGCAUUGGUCUGCAGUCCAGUACAUGGGUGCUCUGAAACCAAUUUGUGGGUCUCUCCUAUAGUUCUCAAGGAUAACAUCUAGUGAUAUUUUUGCUUUGUCACUUUCUUUUUGUAGAUAUUCUGUUAACCAAAGACACCUUAGAGUAUUUCUAAACCUGAGACCGUCUGUGAGUACUUGUUCUGCUCUUUAGAAGAAUUAAGGUACAGUAAAAGCCUGUUUGGAAGAACCCAGUACCAGCACACUACAAGACUAUAUGCCUCAUUACCAGAAAAAGGUUCUUCUGUUUGAAAGUUGCUUGAUAUUUCAGAACCCUAUGGAUCUACUGUAUCAAGGUGUAAAUACUGUACCAUCCAAUUGUAUAUUUAUUGUUCUAUGGUCAGAUCAGUUUAAUCCCCAUAGAAAAUAUCCAGCAAAGUAGGACCUGCCAAAAUACCAUAGCAGGAAGAGGAAAGAAACGAUUGAGUCAUAAGGUGAACCCUAAGGAUACAUACUGGAGGUCAAAGUGGGUUAUUUUAUAUUUAAUUUUUUUUGUUUUGUUUUGUUUUGUUUUGUUUUUAAGUACCUAGUACAGUAAAUAUAUAGAGAAUAUCAUUAAGUGUCGCAGGAACUUUGAAUAUCUAGUUAAGAUCACAGACUUUGUUUACAAUAAUCUUAUCGUAACCCAGUAUGUUUGCAGGUUAUGGAGAAAUGUUUUAUAUAUAUAUAUAUAUAUAUAUAUAUAUAUAUAUAUAUAUAUAUAUAUAUAUAUAUAUAUAUAUAUAUAUAUAUAUACACACACACACACACAGAGGUUCUCUAAAUAUGUAUAUUGCAUUUGGAAAAUAUCUGGAAUAAAAAUAUUUUAAACAUUAAAAAACCACCAUCAUUACUUCACGUAUGGAAACAAAUUACCUAGUUCUUUUGAAUUUGUUUUAGGACUUUGUGUCUUAAGUGUACUGUAUAUUUGUGAUUGAUUUUUUUUGUUUUCCCUGGCGCACGCAAUUUUGUAAAUUGUCUAUUCCUGAAUAUGUAAAUGUAUGAUGCUUUUCAGUUUAAAAAAAUUAAAUUGAAAUUUAAUACA
Acipenser ruthenus (sterlet) is the source of this 4644-nucleotide messenger RNA. Its product is annotated as pikachurin-like. The coding region runs from base 438 to 3524 and encodes 1028 amino acids. Lineage: Eukaryota; Metazoa; Chordata; Actinopteri; Acipenseriformes; Acipenseridae. The transcript has 24 exons. Gene Ontology annotation, molecular function: calcium ion binding; protein binding. The record is from RefSeq and is a predicted model, not a curated record.